CCAACGUUCUAGUUUGAUCGUUCCGUUCUCUGACUUGUUGCGAAGCCAUGGCUCGUACUAAGCAAACUGCUCGCAAAUCUACUGGCGGUAAGGCUCCGCGAAAGCAAUUGGCGACUAAGGCAGCUCGUAAGAGCGCACCAGCAACUGGCGGAGUGAAGAAGCCUCAUCGUUAUCGUCCUGGUACUGUCGCUCUUCGUGAAAUUCGAAGAUACCAGAAGAGUACCGAGCUUUUGAUCCGAAAGCUGCCAUUCCAACGGCUCGUACGUGAAAUCGCUCAGGACUUCAAGACUGAUCUCCGUUUCCAAAGUUCGGCGGUCAUGGCACUUCAAGAAGCUAGCGAGGCGUAUCUGGUUGGUCUCUUUGAGGACACGAAUCUUUGUGCUAUUCACGCAAAGAGAGUUACCAUCAUGCCUAAGGACAUACAGUUAGCACGAAGGAUUCGUGGCGAAAGAGCUUAAAUUUCUCUUCUUAACAACGAAAUAAACGGCCCUUUUCAGGGCCACCAAUCAUUUUUAAUCGGAGAAACUACUCUUCAUUUGCUACUCAACAUGUGCUUGAAUAAAAAUUUUCCUGUGUAAUACAAUAAUUUUCAAACGAUAUUAGGAAUAUACAAUAAGGAUAAAAAAUG
Ceratina calcarata is the source of this 628-nucleotide messenger RNA. Its product is annotated as histone H3. Gene Ontology annotation, molecular function: DNA binding; protein heterodimerization activity; structural constituent of chromatin. Gene Ontology annotation, cellular component: nucleosome. NCBI's taxonomy places the organism in Eukaryota, Metazoa, Arthropoda, Insecta, Hymenoptera, Apidae. Bases 48 to 458 code for a protein of 136 amino acids. The record is from RefSeq and is a predicted model, not a curated record. The transcript has a single exon.